Molecule: messenger RNA, 589 nt
Organism: Pseudophryne corroboree (corroboree frog)
Lineage: Eukaryota; Metazoa; Chordata; Amphibia; Anura; Myobatrachidae
Exons: 2
Coding region: 53-544 (163 amino acids)
Source: RefSeq, a predicted model, not a curated record
UCCUUCACUGAUAUCUGUUUAGGUUCCAGUGGUCCAAAACCAAGCACAAGCCAUGUCUGGAGUCAAGGGAGGUCGUGGACAGCGUCAGGAACAUCAACAUCAUCAUCAUCAUCAUGAACACAGUGAACAGAAACAGGACCAAAGUCUUCCAGCAGUUGCCCUACCGUGUCAAGACCAAGCAGUCACACCUCAACCUGCUCCACAGUGUGUGACACCAAAACCUGCUGCUCCACAGUGUGUGACACCACAACCUGCUCUUCCUCAGAUUCUGACACCACAAGCUGCUGCUCCACAGUGUGUUACACCACAACCUGCUCCUCCUCAGAUUGUGACACCAGAACCUGCUGCUCCACAGUGUGUAACACCACAACCUGCUCCUCCACAGAUUGUGACACCACAGUCUGCCGCUCCACAGUGUGUAACACCACAACCUGCUGCUCCUCAAUGUGUAACACCACAGCCUGAUAUUCCUCAAUAUGUUACACCACAACCUUUUGUUCCUCAGUCUUACCAGAGCUCCGUGAAGGGAGGACGCAAGAACUAGAGGCACCACCAGUGAAGAAGAUUGGCCCUGCCACCAUACAGUUAC